This is a messenger RNA of Vigna angularis (adzuki bean), 1501 nucleotides long. RefSeq names its product protein RGF1 INDUCIBLE TRANSCRIPTION FACTOR 1. Lineage: Eukaryota; Viridiplantae; Streptophyta; Magnoliopsida; Fabales; Fabaceae. The transcript is spliced from 5 exons. The coding region runs from base 476 to 1234 and encodes 252 amino acids. The record is from RefSeq and is a predicted model, not a curated record. Gene Ontology annotation, molecular function: zinc ion binding.
CCUCCCCACCAUUCCUCACCUUACCACAUCCUUUCUUUCCUUCUCGCCUAUUCUUUCUUGGUAACAGUAAUAUUUGUAUCUUCAGCUGCCAGGCGCCGUUUCCUUUUACUCUCUCUUUCUCUCUCUUCCUUUUUCAAAAUCCAGUUUUUACUUACUCUGAUCAUGCCUCCACUGCCUCACUCUUCUCCAUAACCAUCGCACACUCCUCACUCUCACUCACCCAAUUCUUUUUCCUUCUUCUCCCCCUGACACACUCACACACGCAAAUUCAAAUUUCACUACCAAAAACAAUGGUGGGUACAUACAUACUACACACUCAUACACAUAUUUCUGCUUCAAUUUAAUGACCUUUCACACACCUCACUGCUUUCUUCUUUAGCUAUACCAUUUUUAUGCCUCUUUUCAACUUACUUCGCUUCACUCUCCUGACGCAAACACUCAUCAAAAUUCAAAUUGCAAAGGGAAAAAAAUUAUCAUGUCACCCGUGCAGUUCGUUUCUUCCUCCUCUCAUGCUCCUCCUUGGCUUCAACUCCUCCUCACCGAGAAGUUCUACAACGCUUGCAUAAUUCACGAGGAGGCAAAGAAGAACGAGAAGAACGUCUAUUGCUUGGAUUGUUGCAUCAGUCUCUGCCCUCACUGUUUGUCCCCUCACCGCUCUCAUAGACUCUUGCAGAUUAGAAGAUAUGUGUAUCAUGAUGUUAUAAGGUUGGAUGACGCUGCAAAAUUAAUUGACUGCACUUCAGUUCAAUCCUACACGACCAACAGUGCAAAAGUGGUAUUUUUAAACCAAAGGCCACAGGCAAGGAACUUCAGAGGCUCCGGCAAUUUCUGCAGCACCUGUGACAGAAGUCUGCAAGACCCAUACCAUUUCUGCUCCCUUUCUUGCAAGAUCAAUUAUCUGGUCAGAACUAAGGGUUCUCUCUCUGGUUACCUCUUCGAGUGCAACUACUUGCCGCUACCGGAAUGUGGGCUCGACGAUGGUCUGAUGACCCCUGACUCGGUUCUGGAACCGGCCGGUUCGGCUAGAACCUCGUCAGGCUCCGGAGGGUAUGGUGGGGUGGAUUGCAGGACCACCCUGGCUUGCACUGCAACCACUGAGAUUGUGAGGAAGAAGAGAACCGGAGGCUCUGGUUUCCGACCACCGUGCCGACCGGCGUGUUCGCCUGUGUCGGAAAUCUCGGCGGGCCUGAUGAAUCGGAGGAAAGGGAACCCCCAGAGGUCCCCGCUGUACUGAAGGAGUUGCGAGAGGGUGAGGAGGUUCUCUGAGAUGAAAACGAAAAACCGUCUCACGAAAGAAAACAACUUUUUGGUAUUUUGCUAUUAUCAUUAUCAAUUAUUCUAAAUAUUACUAUGGAGUUAAAAUCUGGGAUUGGAACUUAAUACACUUUACAGGGAAGAAAAACCUCCUAGUUUUGUAGAUUAUCACCCUCUGCUUUGUUGCUGCUGCUAUGUAUCUAUGUACCGAGUUUGGUAGAACAAUGUAAUGAUUUAUUUUGAGGUU